Thunnus maccoyii (southern bluefin tuna) is the source of this 698-nucleotide messenger RNA. RefSeq names its product eotaxin-like. Gene Ontology annotation, biological process: immune response. The transcript is spliced from 4 exons. The record is from RefSeq and is a predicted model, not a curated record. Gene Ontology annotation, molecular function: chemokine activity. The coding region runs from base 173 to 592 and encodes 139 amino acids. Gene Ontology annotation, cellular component: extracellular region. Lineage: Eukaryota; Metazoa; Chordata; Actinopteri; Scombriformes; Scombridae.
ACAUGAGCAAAGAGGGGGUGUGUGUUUCCUCCUUUUUGCUGCCUUUAUACCAAAAAAUGUUCGUCUAGAAAGUCAGAGAUUAACCGCUCUGUGACUGGACAGUAUAAGAGUUUCAUGGUUCAUUAUUACCAGAUCUUUACUGUACACACACGUUGACCAUAUUGGACCCAGGAUGGCUUUCUCUACUGGCUUUGGACUGACUUGCAUGUGUUUCAUCAUGCUGCUUUUUCUCCCUGGACAAGGGCAACGUCAGUGUACCACGGGUAAGCUCCCGAGCGUGGGAGACAUCCCGUUACGCUGCUGUACCACAACCUCAAAUGCCGCCAUCGGGGAGACUGUCGACACCUGCUAUGUGCAGAAGAAAGACCUCUUGCCUUGUAAAGUAUAUGCUUACAUCUUUGUCACCAAGAGUAACAAGAAAUACUGUGUGGACCCUAAAGCCAGCUGGCUCACAACAAGACUUGAGAAGUUAAAAAAAAGGAAUAAUUUGCAAAGACCUUGUGUAAAGCCUUCAUCAACCAAAAUGAAGAUGAUGCAUCAUGACCUUCUGAGCAGAAUGCUGGCGCUAAUUUCUGUUAAAGUUUUCUACUAACUAAGAUAAAAUGUUUUAUUUCCUCUAUUUCGAAAUACAUAUUUUACUAAUGGCUUUGCAGAAACCAUGACAUCUUAUAAACUAAUAAAGCAAGCAUUGAAAAACA